Molecule: messenger RNA, 4898 nt
Organism: Astyanax mexicanus (Mexican tetra)
Lineage: Eukaryota; Metazoa; Chordata; Actinopteri; Characiformes; Acestrorhamphidae
Gene: syt9a
Product: synaptotagmin IXa
Exons: 7
Coding region: 615-2294 (559 amino acids)
Biological process (GO): regulation of dopamine secretion; cellular response to calcium ion; calcium-ion regulated exocytosis
Cellular component (GO): dense core granule; membrane
Molecular function (GO): calcium ion binding; phosphatidylserine binding; calcium-dependent phospholipid binding
Source: RefSeq, a predicted model, not a curated record
CUCUCUCUCUCUCUCUCUCUCUCUCUCUCUCUCUCUCUCUCUUUCUUUCGCUCUCUCCUUCCCUUUGAAAGAGUAGUGGUCGCUCUUUGUAUUCCGGCUCUGGGUCGCGCGCUCUCGUGCACGCGCGUUAGGUUAGUUUCAGCACCGCGCCGGAGUGGACAGCUCCCUCCAGCCUCUGGAUUCAACCGGUGGCAGCUUCAACUCAGCCGCGCCUUCACACUUUCCACGCGCAGCAAGACACGCGCACACACACGCACGCACGCACGCACAUACGCGCGCGCACACACACACACAAGCACGCAUAUACACACGCGCAUACGCACACGCACGGUGCACCGCGGGCGAGCCGGAGCGCGCGACGGGAUGCACUGAAACAGGUUGGAGAACGGAGAACCGGAGCGGACUGGGGAGAGAGCCGGGCUUUAGGGAGCCGGGGAUGCUGGUGCUGAACUGAGGCAGGCAGAGCGCGAGGACUGCAGCGCGUGGAGGAGGAGAAAGAAGAAGAUAAAGAAGAGGAGCAGCAGCAGCAGCGCGUGGAGGAGGAGGAGGAGGAGGAGUGGUGGUGGCGCGGUGCUGCCGAGGAGCGCAUCCAUUCACCAGCAUGCUGGUGGGCAAUGCCUGUCGACAGAGAGGCCGGGAUUUGCCAGAAAGCUCUGGAGCUGCUCACGGAUCUCUGCUCUAAAGGGGAGGUGCAGAACGAGAACUGCCUGGACUUCAUUUACUAUUUCCGAGACCUGGCCAGACCGAGGUACUCCGAGUCAGAUGUAUCGGUGAGCCUGCUGUCGCUGGUGGUGACCGCCUGUGGCCUGGCCUUGUUCGGCGUCUCUCUCUUCGUCUCCUGGAAGCUCUGCUGGAUUCCAUGGCGCGAGCGAGGCCUCUCCUCUCCUGGCACCAAAGAGAGCCAACCGGACCCUCACUCUCACCCCCACCCUCACCCACACCCCCACCCUCACCCGCCUCCCCCGCCCCUCCAGCCACAGCCCAUCUACACAGAAGUGGAUGCCACUCUCGACCGCCGGAACCAUCCGCGAGGCUCGGUGGUUAAGGAGACGACGGUGCCGCCCACGCCGGUCUCUCCUCCAGCGCCCGCGUCUCCUCCACCUGUGCCGGUACCCGAGGCAGCCCUGAAGAUCAGCCACACUUCACCAGACAUUCCCCUGGAGGCGGAGUCCAAGGCCCGGGAGAACGGUGUCUAUGGCAACAGCCGCAUUCAGAGGCAGAACUCGGAGACGUCGUCCACCUGUGUCCGGCAAAGUUCUAUCCGGCGUCACAUGAACCAGUCCAAUCCCGACUUCAUGGUAGCUCAGUUCCAGAGGCAAGACUCUCUGACGGGGAUGAGUCUUGGCAGGCUUAAACCUGAGUUGUAUAAGCAGCGCUCUCUGGACGGCGAGGAGAACCGAGGCGGUCGAGGUGGCGCGUGCGGUCGCCUCCAUUUCAUCCUGAAAUAUGACUGUGAUCUGGAGCAGCUCAUCGUCAAGAUCCACCGUGCCCAAGAUCUUCCAGCCAAGGACUUUUCCGGCACCUCAGACCCCUACGUUAAAAUCUAUCUCCUGCCCGACCGCAAGACCAAGCACCAGACCAAGGUGCACCGCAAGACUCUGAACCCCGUGUUUGAUGAGGUCUUCCUCUUCCCUGUGGCAUACGCUGAACUUCCCACGCGAAAGCUCCACUUCACUGUUUAUGAUUUUGACCGUUUUUCACGUCAUGACAUCAUUGGACAAGUGGUGGUGGACAACUUCCUGGAUCUGGUAGACUUUCCACGGGAGACCAAGCUUUGCAGGGACAUCUACUAUGUGUCCUCGGAUAAUGUGGAUCUGGGGGAUUUGAUGUUUUCUCUCUGUUACCUGCCCACUGCCGGUCGACUGACUAUUACUGUAGUAAAAGCACGCAACCUGAAAGCCAUGGACAUUACUGGAGCUUCAGACCCGUAUGUGAAGGUUUCUCUAAUGUGCGAAGGCCGAAGGUUAAAAAAGAGGAAAACGUCCACCAAAAGGAACACCCUGAACCCUGUUUAUAAUGAAGCUAUAGUAUUUGAUGUCCCUCCAGAGAAUAUUGAUCAAAUUAGUCUUUUAAUAGCUGUGAUGGAUUACGAUCGUGUAGGUCACAACGAGGUUAUAGGUGUGAGCCGGGUGGGUAACGAUGCAGAGAGUCUGGGCAGAGACCACUGGAAUGAGAUGCUCACGUACCCUCGCAAGCCAAUCGCUCGUUGGCACCCACUUGUAGAGUACCAGGGGUCCACUGGAGGAAGCCAGACAGGGUCCUGCAACUCCCUCAGGACUCCGCCCUCUCCGUAGAGAAAUUCCUGCCUCGGUCUAAGGCGUUUGAUUGGGCAGUGGCUCCACCCUGAUAUCUGUCAGGCCGGACCCGGAGCUGCUGACGUGUGGAGGAGUCUCACUUCUAAAGAAAAAAAGGCCUGGAACACGGUUCUGUUCAACCUGUGCCUCUGGAAGCCCUUCCUUGCAUGGGAACACUGAUUGUUUCAGCUGCAUGUUGAGUGGUCACAUACUGUAUGGUUAUUUUUACACAAAAUAUGGUGAUAUGAAAAGAGAAAAAGGGUGUCCUUAGUAAUGUUUUAUUUAUUUAUUUAUUUAUUAUUAUUUUUUUAAGUGUUAACAAUGUUACACUGGUAAUAUACAUGCUUAGGUUCUAUAUACACAUUUCACUACCACUUUUUACGAGUAUUAAUUUGGGCUGUUAUGUUAUGACCUUGUUUAGGUCAAGCCAUAACAUAAUAAAAUAACAUCUGUGCCCUCCCAGUGUUGCGUUCCCCAAUAGAACGUAAACCAGUUGCAAUGAUAAGACAUGUUAAUUGAUUUUAAUUUUAAGGCUUCAAAAUAUGUCCAGUAUAAAGAAUAAAUGGAAAUAGUGUAAAAAGGGGAAAAUAAUAAAAAAACAAAUCACAUUUAAGGCAUUUAGCAAAGGCAAAAGUGACUUACAGGGUUAUUUCUUUUACAGAAGUGGGCCAAUAUAGUGUUGGGAGUCUUGCCCAAGGACUCUUAAGGGUGUAGUGCAGCAUUCAUUCACCCUGACUGGAAAUGAACCCUAGUCUCCCACAUGAUGUGGUAGCUCAUCCUGUGGCUGGUAGUGGUGUUAUCCACUGCACCACAAGAGAUAAAAAAUAUAAAGGAUAAAAAAUAUAAAGGAUAAAAAAUCACAAUUAAAUAAAGUUUACCCUAUUCCGCCCAUCAAACUAAGAUAACAAACAAACAAACCUGAUGAGCCACCACUUUUGGAUCAAAUUUAAGGUAUAGGCUACUAAAACAACAACUCAACAAUACAAACAUAGCCAUUCUUAUGAUAACACCAAUAAACACAACGAUAACCUCUAAGCUGUUAACAAUCACAUCAUUAAUCCUUACCAAAAUAUAGCUAGUUAGCUCUUUUUAAGCGCUAUAGGAGGAAUAAUUGUUAAAUAAUAAAUAAUAAAUGGUUAAAAACAUGGUUGCUCCCAAAAGGAAGUGUCAGAUUGCAAUACAAUUUGGAAAGAAGACAAAAAAACAAUAUAAUAAGAUAACAAUAUAACAAAAGAUAACAAGAUAACAGUAAAUUACUACAAUUUAGACUGUUGUGGGCAACUUUUGGUCAUAUACAUUGAGCUACACAUGCAGAUGUAGUGUGUAAGGCAGCAUUUAAGACCUCUCAGCAUGGAGUUGUAGAGGUUCCUAAUGGUGUCCCGCAGUAAUCCACCAUCCAGUUGAAAUAUUCACAGACUAGGGCUGGAUUGUUAAUAGCAUAUCCAACAUUUCCAAUAGCAUCCCAUAUAUUUUUAGUCGGACGCAGGUUUGGACAUAGUAUCUGCGUCCUCAAGGCAUUUUUUGAGAUAUCAGCAGUGUGUGGAUGAGCAUUAUCCUGUUGGAAUAGUGCACAAGAUUGUUGACUCAUAAAGCGUGGGACCAAUGGUUGCAGGACCUCAUUAACAUAACGUUGGGCUGUCAAAGUGCCUGUAAUAAAGAGCAAAGGUGAUCUGGCAUUUUACAAAACAGGAUAUUAGUGAUACAAUAUCACAGAUCUUGUCUUUAAUUCAUUGGUCAUCAUCUCCACGAUGACAAAAGUGGGAGUUACUCCAUGAUGGUCUGGCGUGACAACCCACCAAGUUGCAUUCCUGUUGAUUAUAUUAUUAUGAGUAUAUAUUGGAGACCAAUGGCAAAUAAGCAUCUACGUUAAAGAAAAGAACAGGUAUUUAAAAAUAAGUCACAUAUAGUUUACUUGCUCAAACUGGCAGUAUAUCCUCCUGUUUCAUGUUUAAAAAAUAAGAAAAAGAAAAUUUUAGAACCUAAACAUUUCUAUUACAGUGUAGUAGCUAGUCUCAAAUGUAAUAGACCCCUCCCCUUCACACACACAAAACAAACAAAAAAAAACUGAUGACCACCAAUCAGGCAGGGUGAUGAGGGAAAGAGUGAGGGCUAGAAUACGCCUCAUCUGAUGCUCAUGUAGUCUGCUAUUGCAUCAUUUCCAACUACUGGCUCAGAACAGCUCAGUCAGAACUCUACCACAAGCUCACUUUUGCACUGGAAUUAGUGCUCUUAUAAAAAAAAAAAAACAUUCUAGGUCACGAAGAGCAUUUGUAUGGGUGUCUAUAAGCUUUAUUUAAUUAAGCGUCUCUUUUUUUCAGUAUAGUCUUGGUUCCUGUUUCUUGAAUGGAUAUUGUAGUGUGUGUUAUUGUGUCAUUCGUAGCUCUUGAGGACAUAUUUUUCCCCGGACAUCAUUCCUCGGAUUUUUCUUUACGCAAAAGUGCAUGAAUGUGUGUUUUGGUGGGGUACAGUCUGAAACAGUUUUGUCAUGAAAAUAAUGUGUGAAUUCCGUCAUGAAACUGUUGCUGCCAUUUGCUGAUGAUUUCUUUACAGACUUUGCAAGUAAAAUGUAAUUUCAUGUUAAUAAACACACGUUUCUUAGAAAAA